CAAAGUCGCUGCACAGACGGAUCUCAGCCGGCGGCAGCAGCUGUACUGCGGCGAUAGGCAGUAUUUCUACAAACUAUGGAGACUUUAUACAGCAUACCGUUUUCUGUGCUUGAAUGUCCAAACAUAAAACUGAAGAAACCGUCAUGGCUGCACAUGCCGUCGGCUAUGACUGUGUACGCGGUCGUUAUUGUGUCCUACUUUCUCAUCACAGGAGGCAUCAUCUACGAUGUUAUUGUAGAGCCACCAAGUGUGGGUUCAAUGACUGAUGAGCAUGGACACCAGCGGCCAGUUGCCUUCUUGGCAUACAGAGUAAAUGGCCAGUACAUUAUGGAAGGACUGGCUUCCAGUUUCCUCUUCACAAUGGGAGGUCUGGGCUUUAUAAUCCUGGACCGCUCCAAUGCACCAAACAUUCCCAAACUCAACCGCUUCCUGUUGCUCUUCAUCGGUUUCGUCAGCGUCCUCCUCAGCUUCUUCAUGGCCAGAGUGUUCAUGCGCAUGAAGCUGCCAGGAUACCUCAUGGGCUAAAGAUGCAGACAGCACACUUCAACAGAUUCGGAUGGACAUAUGACAUUAAAUAUGUGGGGGGGCCCAACAGGAGUUCAGAUAAAAUUAUGGUUAAACUCAAGCUUUUGAUAUAAACAACCAUUAAGGACUGAAAGCACUGACCUUGCUGAAGAAAUCAGACUCGGCUGCACUGACAGUCUAUCACUGGCUGUGUCUCAUCAGUAUUCAGUGACUUCCUGUCCUCUUUUCUCCAGUGCUCCAAACAAAUUAGUUCAGCAAAUUGUCUCUUUAGCAGACCUCUUCUUGUCAGGUUAGAUCUAACACUAAUGCAUUACCUGUUUUGCCAAAUUGACCUCAGGUACUGUUACAUCAUUAUUACCAAUUUUGUCCUAUUUCCUUGACAAAACAAGGAAAACUGCAAAAUUAAUUAUUAAUUUUCAAUUCACUGAGAGAAACUCAAAGUACAUUUCAGUGGGUGAAAUAUGUCUCAGUCACUGGAGAAGAAAAUGGAUGUAAGGAAGUUACUGGACACUGUUGGGAUGGAGCCAUUGCUUUGAAAUCAAGAUUAGCACUGUGUGAAUCACGUAAUGGAGGGUCAGAAUAAUGUGCAAGUGUAUAUGUUUUUGUUAAAAAGUCGAUGAGAAAGCCUUGAAGCGUCACAGUUGCAUUUUUGUACAAGGUUAUGAAAUAAAUCUUCCUUUUCAGA
Molecule: messenger RNA, 1210 nt
Organism: Toxotes jaculatrix (banded archerfish)
Lineage: Eukaryota; Metazoa; Chordata; Actinopteri; Toxotidae
Gene: ostc
Product: oligosaccharyltransferase complex subunit
Exons: 4
Coding region: 76-525 (149 amino acids)
Cellular component (GO): oligosaccharyltransferase complex
Source: RefSeq, a predicted model, not a curated record